This is a messenger RNA of Pelodiscus sinensis (Chinese soft-shelled turtle), 502 nucleotides long. Lineage: Eukaryota; Metazoa; Chordata; Testudines; Trionychidae. The record is from RefSeq and is a predicted model, not a curated record.
UGAGAUAAAGCGACUAUGCAGUAUUCAAGAUAUGGGAUAGUCUCUCAUUUUCUAUCUCAAGUUACAAAGAAGAAAAUACAUUUGUUUGCUUUAUUUAGUGCCUAUGACUAUGUGAUUCCUGCAAUGGAAAAGGCCAUAGUGAAAACUGAUAUUCAGAUCUCCCUCCCUUCUGGAUGUUAUGGCAGAAUAGCCCCACGUUCUGGAUUAGCUGCAAAACACUUCAUAGAUGUUGGUGCUGGAGUCAUUGAUGAGGAUUACAGAGGAAAUGUUGGUGUUGUACUUUUUAAUUUCGGCAAACAAGAUUUUGAAGUUAAAAAGGGGGACAGAAUUGCCCAGCUAAUCUGUGAACGCAUCUUCUAUCCUGAGCUGGAAGAAGUUCAAGCUCUAGAUGAUACUGUACGUGGCACUGGCGGCUUCGGUUCCACUGGUCAGAAUUGAAGAGAGAUGUUAGAUGUAAUUAAUUGUUGUAUUUGGAUUUUGAUUAAAGGUUUUUUUUGUAAAA